Messenger RNA from Mauremys reevesii (Reeves's turtle), 3136 nucleotides. RefSeq names its product apolipoprotein L3-like. Gene Ontology annotation, molecular function: lipid binding; metallopeptidase activity. Gene Ontology annotation, biological process: lipoprotein metabolic process; lipid transport. Gene Ontology annotation, cellular component: extracellular region; membrane. The annotation marks the transcript as partial. The transcript is spliced from 2 exons. NCBI's taxonomy places the organism in Eukaryota, Metazoa, Chordata, Testudines, Geoemydidae. The record is from RefSeq and is a predicted model, not a curated record.
UUCUGGGAGGCUUCCACAGAUCUUGGAGAAGGUUCUCAGCCAGGGAUUCUUAUCCAUGAAGCAUCUCACUUCCUGGGGAUACGAGAUAUCACCUAUUCCAAGGAGACUAUUUCUGUUGCCUGCAGAGGGAAGUUGGCAAAGUUGAAAGUUGAUUCAGAACCCAGUGUCCCAGAUCUGAAUCCCCUUGAGAAAGCAGUAUUAAAUGCUAACAACAUUCAGUAUGAAUUUGAAAUUACCCUAAAUCACAAAGGAAGAUACGAGAAUGGAAAAUACUCCUGCUGUGGGGAAAAAGCCGUGAACUCAGUUUGUGAGAAAGCUGUGCCUGAUGAGUUUCUUAUUCACUAUUUCAGGGAAAGCUCGCCAGAAAGGAAGAAGAUCAAUGAAGUGCUGCAGUCAUUAUUGCCGGCGAGAGACAGAUUGCAGAAGCUCUUCCCUGAGCUUCGGGAAAUUGCAGAUGAUAUUGACAUGGUCCACAAAGGAGCGACAAUAGCAAACAUUACUGGAGGGGCAGUGGGAAUUGCCGGGGGGAUAACGACCAUCGUAGGCCUCUGUCUCGCUCCUGUUACAUUUGGAGCAUCCCUGAUAGUCUCUCUUACAGGACUGGCUGUUUCUACAGCAGGGGGCCUGACCAGCGCAGCCGCAACCACCACAGAUAUAGUGGCAAGUAAAGUCAAGAAGGAGACAGUAGAGAAACUCUUACAGGAGUGUCAGGCCGAGCUGGGAAAUAUCAUAAAGGCUAUACAAUGCUUGGAAAGUUAUGGAGACAUUGCUUUUAUGUUUGCAUUCUCACAGAUAGGGUCUGGGGCAGGACGAGCUGUUCUCAACACCAUAAAAAUGGUCAAAGCUGGGCAGCUCCUGGCUAAUGCUGGUAGAGCUGCAAGAUUUGCAGGAGCUGCUACCCAUGUUCUAACAGCUCUCACCCUGGCGUUAGAUAUUUUCUUUGUAGCAAAGGAUUCUGUGGAUCUCCACAAAGGCGCAAAAACAGAGCUGGCAGCUAAUAUCCGAGAAGCCGUCAAUGAAAUGGAAAAAGUGAUUGUCCAAGUCAAUGAAAUGGAGCAAAUGAUUUGCCAAAUCAAUGAAAUGUACAAGGCACUAACUGCAGAUAAACAAGAGUGAAUUUUGGGCAAAAACAAAUGGCUCAGUCCUGCAAGAUGCUGAAUGUCCAUCCCCACUGCCUUCCACAGGGACUGGAGGGCUUCAGCGCCCCACAUCAUCCUGCUCUUUAACCUAGUGAUGUUCCUACAGAACACACCCACUCCCAGGCCCCACUCUUUAUUUAUGCACAUUCAUGAUUAUUACAUUUUACACAUAUUAAAACCAGCCCUAAAAUUAGUCAUUGAAUUUCUUAGUAGCAGCCGUAGUUAAAGACUUUUUCCACAAUUAAAAUGGUAACAGGGGUGGAUAGUGCAAGCUAGACAGUCCAACUGGCUUCUUAACCUCAGUCUGUCCCCAGCACUGUUGUUUUGUUGUUGAUUUCUUUCUUUCUAGCCAAUUGUGGGUCUAACAAGGUAACACCCACAACAAGCCUUUCAGGCACAACAAAGAAGACAGACAAUGCCAAUGGCUCAUCAACAAAGACAAUGGACCAUGGAAGAGCUUGGCCUUCCUGGGAACAUUUCAGCCAGUCUGUGAGUAAUGGCUGCUAGGACUCAGCAAGGGCAUGUGACCAGACCACAUGACACUGAACUCCAUUUUGGUAGGUGUAUUUUUCUACCAACUGGGCUUGGAACAAAGGGUCCCGCCCUAUGGAAAAACUAUACAAGGUGAAGAGUGACAUCAUCUCGGGGCCUCACUCCCCACACAAGAGAAUUCCUGGAAACACCUGAGGAACAAAGACUGAACUGGGGGAAAGGGCUGGUCACAGGCUAAAGGGAUUUUUAGCUUGUUUAUGGAAACUUGGUGGAUUGCUUGUAUCAUCAGCCUGGGUGAGAAAUUGAUAAUUUAAAUCCUAUCUAGUAUGUUAGGCUUAGUUUGUGUUUUUGUUUAUUUGCUAGGUAAUCUGCUUUCAUCUGUUUGCUGUCACUUAAUCGAUCUGUCUGUAGUUAAUAAGCUUGUUUUAUAUUUUAUCUUAACCACUGUGUUUUGAGUGAAGUGUCUGGGAAAAUCUCCUCUCUGUAAACAAAGGCUGUUGCAUACCUUUCCAACAUUGAGAAGAAAGCGAACUACAUUAACGAGCUUGCAUUGUACAGAUCCCUGUGCAGUGCAAGACAGAAUAAUUCUGGGUUUAUACUCCAGCAAAGGUGCAAGGCUGGGGAGCUGGGAAAUUGGCUGUUGUCUGUCCUUGAGUGGCUUCGGUAAAGCACUCAGGUAGCUCAGUUGGGUGAGUGGCGCCACCUGCUGUCAUGUUGGGGGAUAAUGGCCUGGAGGGGCUGGAUGAAUCACCAGCAGAGCAGUGUGAGAGAGGCCAGUUCAGCUGUAUGGUCAGGGGGCAAAGUGGUUCCCACGGCUCCCAGACUGCAGCCCAGGGUGACAACCUGUCACAACUUGUGUUCCCCACGACCUGGGGGAGUUACAGUUCCAUCUACUUAGGAAUGUGCUAACGUAGCACCAGUCAGCAAGGUGUCAAGGUUAGUCUCAUUGUGAAGGGGGCUGUAUUCUGGGGGAAAGAUGGAAAGUUCACUCCCACCCUGUAACCAUAAAAAUUAUUUAUUAAAAAAAAAUUGAAGUAAGAGCUGGAUGCCUUUACUCUACAGAGCUGUGAUUUGUGAGUUUCAAGUUCCUCAGGAGCUACAGCUACUGGCUGAGACACUGUUACAAUAAGUGCCCAUACAUGGGACCGCCGGAUGCUGGCUUUGAUUAUCUUUGAUGGGCAGGGGUUCUGCUCAGUUUACAGCUAGCUUUUUGGGAGGGAGCCCUUGACAACUUGCUAGGGAGCAACAAUACGAAGGUGCUACUACAUUUUAAUGAGUUUCACCAUCGUAGCUGUCACUACCACCACCACUUGCUGAGCCCCAGGAUUUACCGUCAUACUAUCUUCCACAUCCUGAAAGAUGUACACACCUGGUGAGAAGGAACCAGCUGGGUCAGGAAGAGUGGCCUUGUGGCUGUUUUCUUGACUGGGAAGCAAUUGAGAUUCUAUUCCUAGCCUACCACAGAUACCCUGUGUCACCUUAGACGUUGCACAGUCUCUCCUCAG